Hydatigera taeniaeformis is the source of this 852-nucleotide messenger RNA. Lineage: Eukaryota; Metazoa; Platyhelminthes; Cestoda; Cyclophyllidea; Taeniidae. The record is from the annotation of a GenBank genome assembly.
AUGGCCAAUUCAGGCAGUCGUUAUGACAGUGGAGGCGUUACCACCAUUGCCACUCAUAAGCACCGCCUUAUCAGCUUGCUAGCCAAUCAGACGGCACGUUUAGGAGGACACAACCAAUCACAGUUCGGCAAUAGGUGGUUAACCCAAGACUUGGAUUUUUCUCCAGCUUACCCACAGACGUGCUACGUACAAGCACUCUCCGCUAUGUCUCGAAGAGAUGAAGCUUGUUGUGAAAAAGCGGCCGAAAAUGCCUUUUUACUCAAUUGGACGCGCGACCGCCUUCGAAGAACCACACAGAAACUUCGACGUACUAUGAUCACCACAGCAGAUUGGCCUCCUCCUCGAGUUAUCUUCAACUCUGAAGUGUCAACUACUCAUGAUAGAGAUGAAGACAAAACAACGGCGUGGUUCUUGCCUUGCUGCUUUCAGGGUUGUCGAAAUCGAUCACCCGAAGUUGAAGAUUCAAAAGGCACUAGACUCUCGCAGAUGCUUAUGGGGACUUAUAAGAAGGAAAAUAGCGUAAAAUGCAAGAAUUUGAUGCUUAGAACGGGUCCUGAUGGUAGUCUAAUCUGUCCUGAUCAUGUGGAUGUAUCCAUGCUGAUCGAAGGAUUCCGGGAAUUCGAGCGACGGUUUCAAUAUGGUACGCUGAUGCCCUUUGCAAACGUCCUUCCCAGUAUAAAUCCAGCCCGACAUGAAGUAAGCCAGAAGGCGAAAGAUGGAGAAAUAAAUGAGCAAAUUAGUGGUUCCUCCGAUUUAAAAGAUGAAGGGAAGAACAAGAAGGGGAAGACGGAUAGGGUCUUUCAAGAGAGCUACCAAGAUGUGUUGGUGGUUCAGGAUAUUUGCGAGGAGUGA